CAUAAAUACGGCUGUUUGUAAAUAUUGAAAAGAAACUAUGAAUCACAAUAUGAAAAAGUGCAUUAACUUGAGUGACAUAAAUAACAAGUUUACAGAAGAAGUGUUAACAGAUAUUAUUUCUAAAACAUGUAAUAGAAAAGAUGUACAAUUGACGGAUUGGGAUUUUAACGAGGGAUCUGCUAAAGGAGACAAUUAUUUAUCUAAUGUUUAUAAGGGCAAAGUGAAUGGUAUUAUCAGUGGUAAUCCAAAGCAACAUGUGCAAGUGAAUAUCAUUGUAAAGUCAAUGCCAAAAAAUCCUGGCACAAGAAAGACUCUCAGAUGUGCAGACUUUUUCCGUAAUGAAAUUGCUUUCUAUACAAAGGUUGUUUCUAAAUUUGAAAAUUUUUUGACGAACAAAGGACAGAACGAUCUGUUAUGUAUACCACGUUAUAUAAUGUCUUUCAUAGAUAAUGAAAAUGAUUUUCUAAUAUUGGAAGAUGUCUCUUGCUUAGGAUUUCGUGGAGCAUCGCGACAAAAUUGCUUAGACUGGACAGAAUGUAUAGCAAUCUUGAAGACAUUAGCUAAAUUUCAUGCAAUUUCAUUUGCGUAUAAGGAUCAAAAGAAAGAAGAGUUUAUAAAAAUUACAGAUUCUUUAGAAGAAACUUUCUUUGGCAGUAACCACUGGGACUGGUAUAAAAAUUAUCAUAAAAAGGCACAAGAUAUAAUUAAGCAUGCAUUAACCACCGAAUAUCCCAACAGUGAAGCUGAGAAAAAGUACAAUUCUUAUGAAUUUGGUGCUCUUUUCAACAAAUGCAGAGAAUUAUGCGAGACAAGACACGCACCUACAUCUGUUGUAAUUGAGGGUGAUUGUUGGGCUCCAAAUUUUUUAAUCCGGGAUAUUGGUCAAAGUCAAAAGGAAGCAUUAAUGCUUGAUUUUCAGCUUGCACGUUGUGCUAGUCCUAUCUUGGACUUAUCAUUCCUAAUUUAUUCUUGCACUCUAAAAUCAUUUCGUGAUCAGUACUUUGAUGAUAUGUUAAAAAACUAUUAUUCGGAAUUAAACAAUGCUAUUAAAUUACUUGGAUCUGAUCCAGAUAAAAUUUAUCCAUGGGACUUAUUCAUGCAGGAGGUAAAGGAGCAAUUUAUUUUUGGUGUAUUAACUGCACUUGAAGCUAUUCUACUAAGCUUAAUAGAUAUACCUGAAUCAUUUAACAUAAAUACCGUUAUUCAGGGUAAUGAGGCAAUAGAUAUUGGUGAAAUAUCAUUUCUCCAUCCCGUUGAAACAACAAGUGGAAGACGAAGAUUGGCAGAUGUGAUAGUUCAUGCUUUUGAACAAGGAUACAUAUAAUAUUAAUUUAUAUAAAAUUAUUUAUUGAUAAAUAAUA
This is a messenger RNA of Camponotus floridanus (Florida carpenter ant), 1361 nucleotides long. RefSeq lists its product as uncharacterized. The coding region runs from base 38 to 1324 and encodes 428 amino acids. The record is from RefSeq and is a predicted model, not a curated record. The transcript is spliced from 4 exons. NCBI's taxonomy places the organism in Eukaryota, Metazoa, Arthropoda, Insecta, Hymenoptera, Formicidae.